UAAAGAUGGUAGAUGAUAUCUCCCAGAGGUUGGUCGAAAGCUUACUAAGUGCUUUAUCGAAUACUAUUAUGAAUAAAUUCAUUUUAAUACCGAUCUGAUUUGUAGUGAUCUGGUAUUUUGGAGCAAUAUUUUGACCCAAAUAUUAUGCAAAAGAUGCCAGACCGUUCCAAGCAGUUCGACAGAGAUCAAUGAGCGAUGAAUAUGCAGCGACUGAGCAAGGGCUUAAGCAAAUUCCUAAAGAGUCCAGAGGUCUAUACCGUAGAAGUAUUGGAGAUUUGUUUGACAAUAGCCAGGGUAAUAGUAGUGUCAGUAACCACUCUAAGAAAUAUCAUGAAACUUAGGACUAUAUGAACUCAGGAACUUCCAUGUUAAAAUUUCAGUAGUUUUCAAUUUUAU
Molecule: messenger RNA, 396 nt
Organism: Moneuplotes crassus
Lineage: Eukaryota; Ciliophora; Spirotrichea; Euplotida; Euplotidae
Source: the annotation of a GenBank genome assembly